CAAGUCAUCAAAUGCUCUCAAUAAUCAAACAACUCCAAUAAUUAUAUUUCCUCAAAACACUUCAAAUAAAACUUUAAAUUUGGUAUCCCGUAAAGAGAAAAUGGAUUAUUCAUCUAAGAAUCAACAAGAAACAAGUCAUAGUGAUGCACAAGAAGAGAGUGGAUGGACAGCUUAUUUGGAGGAUUUUUCAAUGGAACAUAAUAAUAACACAUGUUAUGAGGAUGAUAAUAGUUUUGGAAGCCCCUCUUUGUUGUCUGAUGCUGCUUGGAAGAAUUGUAACAUGAACAAUGAUCAUGUCAUGAGUAAUACAAAUAAUUCUCCCAACUAUAUUAUGGGUACUGGCUCACCAUUUUUAAAGAGAUUGAAUUUGAAGAAACCAAGAAACAAGAAAAUCUCUGAUCCUGAUUUAGAAGACACUGCUAGCUCACCUGUCAAUAGUCCUAAGGUAAGUAGUUUUAAUAAGCAGAUGAACAUCAAUUACCGAAGAGCAGACAACAAUAAUGGAAAUUUUCUGGGAUUUGAAGGUGGCUCUAGACAACAUCAAGAAAUGGAGAUAGUAGACAGAAAUAGUACUAUGUGUCUUGAUGAAAAGAACAAAAGCUAUAUGGACCUCAAGAAGAAGGGACUUUGUUUGGUGCCUUUGUCCAUGUUGGUCAACUAUAGAGGCUGAUGUCUCCUUUCGUUUGCGCUGGGUGUUUCCGUUGGACAAACAUAUAUGUUAGUUAUUGAAAAUAUGAUUUCGAAAAUGGCUUUGGUUUAGGUUCAACUUCUCACUUUACAUUAGCGAAAUUAUAUAUUAAAAAAGGUCAAUUUAAUUCCUCUUU
Messenger RNA from Solanum dulcamara, 824 nucleotides. Its product is annotated as vascular-related unknown protein 1. Gene Ontology annotation, biological process: xylem development. Bases 101 to 670 code for a protein of 189 amino acids. The record is from RefSeq and is a predicted model, not a curated record. The transcript is spliced from 3 exons. NCBI's taxonomy places the organism in Eukaryota, Viridiplantae, Streptophyta, Magnoliopsida, Solanales, Solanaceae.